AUGCAGAGGCACAGCCACCCCCACCUCCACCCCAGUACCUAUCAAAGAAAACAUUUUGAGAGUCAUGGGAACCUUCUCCAGUUUGACCAGCAAACCUCUGGUCGUAUUUCCACCUUUCCUACUCUGAGGAGAUGGAGAGGCAGCGGGUGGGAGGUCGCACACUCAUUGCUUCAGCAAGAAGACUCCUUGAAAAUGCCCAUCAGAGGAAGCUGGAGGGAUUCUGCAGGAUCCUCAAGUUGCCAUCCCAAGAGUAGUCAUCCAAAGGAUUCUUUUCACUUACUGUCACCCUUGCGACCCCAAACAUGGUUGCCUUCAAAUCCUGAAGGAGCCAUCAAUACAGCCAACACAAUCUGGCCACAAGCAAAGCCGAGUGAAGAGGACGACAUUGCUGCCCAUCAGCCUGGCAGUAAGGUAUUCCUCCCAGGGAGGAAAGAGCCACAUUGCCCAGCCUUACCAUACAACACCUAA
Molecule: messenger RNA, 468 nt
Organism: Mus pahari (shrew mouse)
Lineage: Eukaryota; Metazoa; Chordata; Mammalia; Rodentia; Muridae
Gene: C9H12orf74
Product: chromosome 9 C12orf74 homolog
Source: RefSeq, a predicted model, not a curated record